Spodoptera exigua (beet armyworm) is the source of this 801-nucleotide messenger RNA. The record is from the annotation of a GenBank genome assembly. NCBI's taxonomy places the organism in Eukaryota, Metazoa, Arthropoda, Insecta, Lepidoptera, Noctuidae.
GGAAUCCACCAAUCCAAUUUAUCAGGCGAUGUACAAGAAAAUGGUGCAACACAGUUGGCUUGUCGACCAAAACGACAUAGGAGUAAAUUUGGCUGAGACCUCACAGUACGCAUUUUUUAUGGAAUCGACAUCCCUAGAAUAUUAUAAAGAAAGACAUUGUGAUUUGCUGCAAGUUGGAGGUUUGCUCGAUUCUAAAAGUUACGGCAUUGGAAUGAAAAAAAAAUCACCAUUCAAGAAAUAUAUUGACGACGCAUUGCUUCACCUGAAAGAGAACGGUGAAAUAGAAAAAAUAAGGAAUGUUUGGUGGAAGGAAAAGAGAGGUGGAGGAAAAUGUGGGGAGAAACGCGACGAAGACCAGAAACAGUUGGGUAUGAAGAAUAUGUUGGGAGCUUUCGUUGUGCUCGGUGUGGGCUGCCUUAUAGGGCUCUUUAUAUCAAUCGUAGAUAUGUUGUGGGGAGUGUUCAAGAGAUCUGUUAAAUACAGCACGACCUUCAAGUACGAGUUAGUGGAGGAAUUAAAGUUCGCUCUUAAGUUUAGUGGUAAUAUUAAGCCAGUGAAGAGGCCACAAAAGUCGCCUGUGGAUGGAAGUUUUGAGGCGCUUGCGAAGGCUGAAGGGAAGGAUGAAAUACGUUCUCUUCAUUCAAUAAGGUCUACUGAUACUCGUCGUACGCAACAUUCACACAGUUCCAGACAUUCUUCCCGCAGUCUCAGUGUCGCCUUUGCCAAACGACGAUCUUAUAGCUAAAUUAAUAUUAAUGUAAACGCAUUUAUAGAUUCAAUUCAAAUGCCGAAAAGAUCUGC